AUGCCAAGAUUAGAAGAGUCCGAAAUCAAGAAGUAUUGGGAGAUAUUUCAAGGAUUGAAGCCUGUAGAUAAUAAAGUCACUGGAGACAAGGUGGCACCAGUGUUGAAAAACUCACGGUUAGCCAAUCCACAAUUAUCUAAAAUAUGGGAAUUAUCUGAUAUUGAUAACGAUGGGAAGUUAGAUUUCGAGGAGUUUUGCAUUACUAUGAGACUAAUCUUUGAUUUAGUUAAUGGUUCGAUUAAGGAUGUGCCUCAAGAGUUACCAAGUUGGUUGAUUCCUGCGUCUAAACAUGCCCUUAUUGAAGCAAAUAAAGCAAUUAAUAACAAAGGGAACCUCGCAGUUGGAGAAUGGGAUGACGAUGAUGACGGCUUGAGUGACGAUUUUGAUUGGUAUAUAUCUCCAACGGAUAAGUCAACAUAUGAAACUAUUUAUAAUUCCAACUGUGAUUCAUUUGGAAGAAUCAAGUUUGAAUCAUUACAUGCACUAUACGGUACAUUGGCAAAUGUCCCGAAAAGCGAUAUCUCCUCAGCGUGGAACUUGGUAAACCCUAAGUCAUUCGAGACCAUUGAUAAAGAUCAAACCUUGGUUUUCUUGCAUAUAUUGAAUCAAAGAGAAAACGGCAAAAGAAUACCUCGUGGUGUUCCUGCAAGUUUACGUGCGACCUUCUCUAAGGAAGUGCCCAACUAUGAUCUUAGUGCCCAGUCUCAGCCACAAUCUACCACAGCUACGCAAGCAUCCAAACGAAGUUUUGCGGAGAAUUAUCUUAGCACCAUCGGACAAGGUUCCGCUAUAAGAAAUAAAGGAACAGACUUCUCGUCCACAGAAGGAACAGACUGGGAGGAAGUUAGAUUAAGACGCGAGCUUGCAGAUUUAGAAAAGCUAUUAGAUAAAGUUCAAAGCGGGGCUCAUUCAAGUCAGAAGGAGAACGAAGAUAACAUGUUGAUCAAGUACGAGUUUGAACAAUUAUUGAAGUAUAAGCAAGAUAAAUUAAAUCUGGGUAUGGCGAAUGGAAGAAAUGCUGACGAUUUAACUCAAGUUCAAACGGACGUGCAAGAUAUUCAAAAUCAAGUCUAUUCAUUAGAGCAGUUCUUAGACUCAAAGAAGCAGGAAUUACGUCAACUAAACCAGCAAAUUGAUGCAUUGCACAAGUAA
Hemisphaericaspora subhashii is the source of this 1152-nucleotide messenger RNA. RefSeq names its product End3p (gene END3). Gene Ontology annotation, molecular function: protein binding; calcium ion binding. The transcript has a single exon. The record is from RefSeq and is a predicted model, not a curated record. Gene Ontology annotation, biological process: endocytosis; actin cortical patch assembly; endosomal transport. Gene Ontology annotation, cellular component: nucleus; actin cortical patch; cytoplasm. The coding region runs from base 1 to 1152 and encodes 383 amino acids. Lineage: Eukaryota; Fungi; Ascomycota; Pichiomycetes; Serinales; Debaryomycetaceae.